UUUUAGGAUGGUGUCCACACUCGAGAAUAAUGUUAAAUUUGACACACAAAAGAGUGUGGUUAAGGAGUUGAUGGAACAGUGGACUAAUAGUUGUAGAAAGGUUUUCCUGGAAAAACUACUGUCAAAAUGUGGUGGAAGUCAGCUUGAGUUUCUAUUUAGUGUGACGGAGCCGUUGCACCACAGAGGCUUUAUUUACUCAGCACAACACCACCUCAAAGAGUGUCCGCCAAUUUCCACUCCUUCUAGUAGACAUGAAGCUCUACUGUUCGCUCUAGAGAAUGUGUCUGAAAAGUUUUACAGACCAAAGAGUGCUGUUUUAAAAUCACAGGAUGAUAUUGAUAAGUUGAUCAAAGAGAAUUCGUCAGUUUAUAGCGUUCUGAGCGGAGGUUUAUUCAAAACUAAUAAAAGUAAAAAAACUGUCUCGUCCAAGAAAUUGCAGAAGGAGUUAUCCAGCGUACUGACAUGGUACGAGAGUCAGUGGAGUGACUCUGAGAAAUUAGACAUACUUUAUGUGAUAUUAUGCGGUCUCUCUGUCACGAAUUGUACCAUGCUACUCUUAUUCUCAACUUAAGAAGAUACCGAGAUUUUGUAACGAAGCUGCCGCUGGAUCUGAGUCUCACUAUUCUCUCUUAUCUUACUCCUAAAGACAUUGUAAACGCUAGCGAGGUGUGUAAGGACUGGCACGAGAUCUGCACUUCAAAUCUGACGUGGAAUAUUAAGUGUGCACAACACGCUGUCCCUCCCCAUAACCCUGAGGGUUUGGGGCAGCAGGAGCUGUUUAAAAACAACGUACUAUUGAAAGAGAACUGGAGGAAUGGCCGGUGUAGAGUUAACUGUUUCUCCGGAUCACAACACAAGAUGGUUAGUGUAGCAUACGAUAUGAAAACAGGUAAAAUAGCAACUGGAAUGAUAAACGGAGAGAUAAAGAUUUGGAACCUUGCCAAGUCAGGAGGAGCUCUCAUCGCAACCCUCGUGUCUCACUCAAAGAGUGUGUGGGGAGUGGAGUGGUUUAAAGGGAACUGUCUUAUCUCCUGCAGUUCGGACGGGACUAUAAAGAUAUGGAACGUCAAGAAGGGACUGUGUCAGAAGAGUAUUGAAGCUCACGAGGGGAAGAUAUGGGCUAUAAAGUGUGACAGUGACGUCAUCUUCAGUGGUAGUGAUGAUAAACUGAUAAAAUGCUGGGAUAUAAAGAGAUGUGAGGUAGUGCAGACCUACCUCGGCCACAACGGUUCCGUCUUCUGUUUGGACCUGAACGGCUCAGAUCAGCUCCUGUCAGGCUCUGCAGACAAGACAGUCCGUGUAUGGAACAGGGUAUCUGGAGAAUGCUUGCGGAGUAUCUGGGUAACACAUACCAACCCAGGCUGGGUUAUGGGGAUGUCUGUGUCUCAGGGUCACGUGGCUUGUUGUCAUAACGACAAAGUUACAAUAUAUCACAUCAAUACUGGGGUACUCGUCAAAACCGUCCAGUCACAUUCAGACACGAUAGAGUCGGUGCAGAUGGACAUGGGGAAUGGUUCCCACAACUUACACACCGGCACUACUCUCGUCACCUCCUCAAAAGAUAAGACUAUUCACUACUGGGAACUGGACAGAGACGUGCUGCACAAACUAGAAGGGCACAAGGACACUGUAUACGAUGUAAUCUGUACUCCUACACGUAUAGUCAGUGUUAGCGCUGACUGCUCUCUAAAGAUCUGGAAGUUUGCAGCCCCCAACAACCCCUCAAUCAGAAGGAAGGCGCUUAUCUCCGGUGGGUUAGGACAGUUGUUCCUGUACGAAUACCACUACGACGAGAAUGUGCAGUACGAGAGCGAAGAGACGCAACUGUACAAGAAACAUUUGUCCAGAAAACUGCGUCAGCGAACUAAAAUAAGUGGCAGCUCAAACGGAUCCAGAGACCUCCUCAGCUCGCUGAGUGACAUGACUAUGAGUUCAGCUUCUACAAUCACUCCUGUAGAAAUAGCUUCACACUGAUCUAAACACUUCUACAAUCACUCCUGUAGAAAUAGCUUCACACUGAUCUAAACACUUCUACAAUCACUCCUGUAGAAAUAGCUUCACACUGAUCUAAACACUUCUACAAUCACUCCUGUAGAAAUAGCUUCACACUGAUCUAAACACUUCUACAAUCACUCCUGUAGAAAUAGCUUCCCACUGAUCUAAACACUUCUACAAUCACUCCUGUAGAAAUAGCUUCCCACUGAUCUAAACACUUCUACAAUCACUCCUGUAGAAAUAGCUUCACACUGAUCUAAACACUUCUACAAUCACUCCUGUAGAAAUAGCUUCACACUGAUCUAAACUUCUAAACACUUCUACAAUCACUGCAGAUUUAGAGAUAACAAGUUUUAGAGGAGCUUGAAAACUACACCUUCAGAUACUGCUGCUCUAUAAUAUUACGCUAUAUGAGAUAUAUUUGAGGUGUAAUUGUAAAUAAUGAAUUUUGGAGAUCUACGUCACUGAUAAAUUAACUCAAAAUAUUAUUCAAAUUAUGAUUGAAGUUACUUUUAAGAACGAAUGCAAUAGC
Messenger RNA from Bolinopsis microptera, 2527 nucleotides. RefSeq lists its product as uncharacterized. NCBI's taxonomy places the organism in Eukaryota, Metazoa, Ctenophora, Tentaculata, Lobata, Bolinopsidae. The transcript is spliced from 21 exons. Gene Ontology annotation, molecular function: protein binding. Bases 520 to 1974 code for a protein of 484 amino acids. The record is from RefSeq and is a predicted model, not a curated record.